Molecule: messenger RNA, 2931 nt
Organism: Ceratotherium simum simum (southern white rhinoceros)
Lineage: Eukaryota; Metazoa; Chordata; Mammalia; Perissodactyla; Rhinocerotidae
Source: RefSeq, a predicted model, not a curated record
GAGUCACUGUCGUUUCAGCCGGGCGGCGGAGCAGACCGACGCGCCUGGUGCCCCGGGGAGGGGCACCACCAGGGUAAGAGGAGGAGGAGGAGGUGGAGAGGAAGAGACGCCCUCCCUGCCCGAGACCUCUCGAGACUCUGACUCCAGAGGCUAGGGGACUGACAGUUCCUUUACCUGGGCUGCCUGAAGAGCCCACGACCCUGGAGGGCCCUGAGCCCACGGCACCAGGGGCCCCAGCACCACCCCAGUGGCCUAAAGCGACAGUCUCAGGGACCACUGCAAGGUUUCCAGUUGCCUAGACAACGAACCCAGGGUCAGAGCAACAACCCUUCCAGCCACCUGUCUGAACUGCUGCCUCAGGCACCAGUCCCAGCCCCGUGCAUCCAGCCCAGGUGACAUGCCGGUGCUCUCCAUCCCCCGGCCCUCGAGGGUGACCACGCUGAAGCGCACAGCUGUGCUACUGGCCCUCACGGCCUAUGGAGCCCACAAAAUCUACCCCCUGGUGCGGCAGUGCCUGGUUCCGGCCAGGGGCCCUCAGGUGCCAGCAGGGGAGUCCACACAAGAGACCUCCGGGGCCACAACAGCCGCAGCAGCCAAGGCCGGCGUGAACCGGGUGUUCUUGCAGCGACUCUUGUGGCUCCUGCGGCUACUCUUCCCCAGGAUCCUGUGCCGUGAGACGGGGCUGCUGGCACUGCACUCAGCCACCCUGGUGAGCCGGACUUUCCUGUCAGUAUAUGUGGCCCGCCUGGAUGGACGGCUGGCCCGCUGUAUCGUGCGCAAGGACCCGCGGGCCUUUGGCUGGCAGCUCUUACAGUGGCUUCUCAUCGCCCUCCCUGCCACCUUCAUCAACAGUGCCAUCCGCUACCUGGAGGGCCAGCUGGCCCUGUCUUUUCGCAGCCGUCUAGUGGCCCACGCCUACAGCCUCUACUUCUCCCAGCAGACUUACUACCGAGUCAGCAACAUGGACGGGCGGCUUCGCAACCCUGACCAGUCCCUGACGGAGGAUGUGGUGGCCUUUGCUGCCUCUGUGGCCCACCUCUACUCCAACCUGACCAAGCCGCUCCUGGAUGUGGCUGUGACCGCCUACACCCUGCUUCGAGCAGCCCGCUCCCGCGGGGCCGGCACAGCCUGGCCCUCGGCCAUUGCUGGUCUUGUGGUGUUCCUCACAGCCAACGUGCUGCGAGCCUUCUCACCCAAAUUUGGGGAGCUGGUGGCAGAGGAGGCACGGCGGAAAGGGGAGCUGCGCUACAUGCACUCUCGCGUGGUGGCCAACUCAGAGGAGAUAGCCUUCUAUGGGGGCCACGAGGUGGAGCUGGCCCUGCUGCAGCACUCCUACCAGGACCUGGCUUCGCAGAUCAACCUCAUCCUUCUGGAACGCCUGUGGUACGUCAUGCUGGAGCAGUUCCUUAUGAAGUAUGUGUGGAGCGCCUCAGGCCUGCUCAUGGUGGCCGUCCCCAUAAUCACCGCCACCGGCUACUCAGAGUCAGCCUCAGAGGCCAUGAAGAAGGCAGCCUCAGAGCUGAGGGAGGAGGAACUGGUGAGCGAGCGCACAGAAGCCUUCACCAUUGCCCGCAACCUCCUCACAGCUGCUGCUGAUGCCAUUGAGCGGAUCAUGUCGUCCUACAAGGAGGUGACAGAGCUAGCUGGCUACACGGCCCGGGUACAUGAGAUGUUUCAGGUAUUCGAUGACGUCCAGCACUGCCGUUUCAAGAGGCCCGGGGAGCCCGAGGACACUCAGGUGGGGGCCGGGGCCGUGGUGAAGCCUGGUGUCCGUGUGGAGGGGCCCCUGCAGAUCCGAGGCCAAGUGGUGGAUGUGGAGCAGGGAAUUAUUUGUGAGAACAUCCCCAUCAUCACGCCCACAGGAGAGGUGGUGGUGGCCAGCCUCAACAUCAGGGUAGAAGAGGGCAUGCACUUGCUCAUCACGGGGCCCAACGGCUGCGGCAAGAGUUCUCUGUUCCGGAUCCUUGGCGGGCUCUGGCCCACGUACGGUGGUGUACUCUACAAGCCCCUGCCACAGCGCAUGUUCUACAUUCCUCAGAGGCCCUACAUGUCCGUGGGCUCCUUGCGCGACCAGGUGAUCUACCCAGACUCGGUGGAGGACAUGCAAAGGAAGGGCUAUUCAGAGCAGCACCUGGAAGCCAUUCUGGACAUCGUGCACCUGAACCACAUCCUGCAGCGGGAAGGAGGUUGGGAGGCCGUGUGUGACUGGAAGGACGUUCUGUCAGGGGGUGAGAAGCAGAGAAUCGGCAUGGCCCGCAUGUUCUACCACAGGCCCAAGUAUGCCCUCCUGGAUGAAUGUACCAGCGCCGUGAGCAUUGACGUGGAAGGCAAGAUCUUCCAGGCAGCCAAGGACGCAGGCAUUGCCCUGCUUUCCAUCACCCACCGACCCUCCCUGUGGAAGUACCAUACACACUUGCUGCAGUUCGAUGGGGAGGGCGGCUGGAAGUUCGAGAAACUUGACUCGGCUGCCCGCCUGAGCCUGACUGAGGAGAAGCAGCGGCUUGAGCAGCAGCUGGCGGGCGUUCCCAAGAUGCAGCGGCGCCUCCAGGAGCUCUGCCAGAUCCUGGGCCAAGGCCUCCAGGGUGCCACCACCUGACAGAGGGCUGUGGCUCUUGGCUCUCAGCCCUUGCCCUUCCCCAAACCCUUGGGUCACAUGAAGGACACAGCAGCGCCUGCCCACUCACCCCCACACCCAGCAUGCCUUUCCCUCCUCCCCAGCCUCUUGGCCACCGGCCUGCCAUGCUGAGAGGACUGCCAGCAACUCAGUGUGUGCCCCUCCGUGACCCUGCCUCUGGGCAAGUAGACAUGGAGGGUCCUACCCUGCUGCCUGCGCCACCCCUGCCUCCUUCCCUGCCCCACUGUAACUGUGACCUGGGCAGGGGGGCUGAGUCCUUUCUUUUCUCUGGGGAGGGGGAGAGGGGAGGAGGUGAG